AUCGAGCAGAGCAGGGGUGUGAGAAAGUGGAAAUUUGUGGAAGGAUAUAAGCACGCAGAUGUCGAAGAGGUGAUUUUUUUAAGUAGCAGGCGGUGUAUAGGUAGACCUGUAUUUGAUCGUUUUUGUUCGUUGUACCUCUUAGAUUUUUUGGAAUUGGAAUUUAUUAGACAUCGGUUUCAGUAAUAGUUAAAGACUUCUCAAAAAAAUGACGUCGUCGGUGAUGGUGAACGCGGGAUUUCCGCGUACCAUCACGAGCGCAGCAGGCGUCAUUGCGCAGUUAGAAGAGACAGAUAAACUCUUAAAAACCGAAGCUUUGACGCAAUUAAACGCAGUUCUCGAUCAUUUCUGGGCAGAAGUAGCGGAAAAUUUAGAGCAAAUCGAGCUUUUAGCAGAGGAUGAAACCUUCCCAGGAAGAAAAAUGGCGAACUUGGUAUUGUGAAGUUGCUUUUUGGCAGCAUUCUUCAAGCUUUCUUAGCAUGGGUUUCAAUCUUUGGUUUUCUUGGCAUGGGUUUCUUCCAUCUUUAUCUUUCUUAGCAUGAAAGGUGGACGUGGAGGAACAUCAAGAAAUCCUCUUACCAUCCAUCUUCGAAGCAGGAAUCCUCUUACCAACAUUGAUCUCACAAUCUUCAUCUCAAAACAGGUCCUCUCGAAAGUUUCUUAUCACUUGGAAUUAUACGACCAAGCGCUGAAUUACGCCUUAGGAGCUGAGGAACUUUUCAAGUUGUCGGAUCGAACGGAAUUCGUGGAGAAGAUCGUUACGCAAUGUAUCGAUAAGUACAUCACUCACAAAAACGCCUUGGAUCAGAAGCAGCAGACGGGUGGCGAAGCGGGUGGAGAUGUAGAUGGUAAGGCAUUUUUGGAGGAAGCUAUUUUCAAUCAUUUUGUUUAUAGGGAAGCAGGAGGAAUGUAAGUAGAAGAGAUGGUAGUGGUACAGAAUUGGAAUUUAUAUUCCUAUAGCUUCAGCACAAGCUUGUUUAAUCUUCUUCAUUGAAGUGUGUUCAAGAACCUCGUUGACGAAAAAGCUUGAGCCAGUGAUGAAACGCCCUCUCUACGAUGUCCAGGAUCUGUCUGCCUCGAUGCGCGUUUACUGGACAUUGUUGAGCGCAUGUUUGCGCGCUGCAAGAAGGAGCAGGAAUGGUACCACGGCUUAGGAAUUGCGAUUGAGUGCAAGCGGUUAGACAAAGUCGAAGAUUUCGUCUUGUCAAGUCCUUUCCUCUUUGACAUGAUCGAUUACUGCCAGAAGAACUUGCGGAAUCCGGCAGUGGGGUCAAGAGAGUUCCGCAUGCAGCUAGUCAAGCUGCUAAUCGAUAUUUACAAGAAACAAGGUACUUUUUCAGCUAGUCAAGCUCCUCAUUGACAUUAAAGAGAAACAAGGUACUUUUACUUAAAGAACUUUGCCUAGUAGUUUGCAAAGAUCUGAGGCUUACGCUGAGAUUCAGAUCGUAGUUUGAGAUCUUGAACUUCCUCUAUCUACUUUGGUGAUUCAAACACCGUCCAGGUGUCACCGUACCCUCACCCUCCUCAACAGGUCUUAACUCUUCAACCUCCUCAACAGGUCUUAACUCUUCAUCCUCGUCCCAGCAGUCGAGCAGUGGGAAUAA
Molecule: messenger RNA, 1601 nt
Organism: Amoebophrya sp. A25
Lineage: Eukaryota; Dinophyceae; Syndiniales; Amoebophryaceae
Source: the annotation of a GenBank genome assembly